AUGUGCCCUUCGAGGAACACCCAAAGCCGCUCAUGCCGCUCACUCCUGCGCUUAGUCCAUUCGCACAGACUUGUCAAAGGGCAGCAACUGGACUUUUUCCGUAUAUGCCUUCGGACUGUUGGCGUGGAAAUGAGUGUUUGCAUUGUAGCAUGUUGGGAGGGACAGAAGGGUAAACUCUGUUAUAAUCAACAAGCUUUAGUUGAACGUGUUCUCUCUCUCUUCUCUGUUUUUUCAUUGUCCUUCCUUCCCCUUUUGUGUCUACUUCUAAAUGUCGAUGGCUUAUAUAGACUUUUUGUCGGUACGCUACAGCAUGGCAAACUAUUCCUCAGUUUCUCCUUAGACCUUUCCAGACGUCCCCAACGUUGUAUGUUGGCGUUAUGGAACUCGCGAUUGAAGGGAGGCGUGCUUGGCGGUCUAGAGUAUUCCAGGGCAUUGCAUCUAGAGUUCUAA
Molecule: messenger RNA, 450 nt
Organism: Chondrus crispus (carragheen)
Lineage: Eukaryota; Rhodophyta; Florideophyceae; Gigartinales; Gigartinaceae
Exons: 1
Coding region: 1-450 (149 amino acids)
Source: RefSeq, a predicted model, not a curated record